Messenger RNA from Teleopsis dalmanni, 1724 nucleotides. RefSeq names its product mannose-1-phosphate guanyltransferase beta (gene Gmppb). Gene Ontology annotation, molecular function: mannose-1-phosphate guanylyltransferase (GTP) activity; GTP binding. Gene Ontology annotation, cellular component: cytoplasm. The transcript has 3 exons. NCBI's taxonomy places the organism in Eukaryota, Metazoa, Arthropoda, Insecta, Diptera, Diopsidae. Gene Ontology annotation, biological process: GDP-mannose biosynthetic process; cell wall mannoprotein biosynthetic process. The record is from RefSeq and is a predicted model, not a curated record. Bases 485 to 1597 code for a protein of 370 amino acids.
GUUGGAAUGAAAUUUUGAGUUGAACUUUAGAGAGAAAUAACAUUUGUAAACAAACUAUAAAGAUAGUGUUUAAAUUUAAUAAAUUAUUAAAAAUUAAAAUGUAAAUGAAGUGAAUUAUUAUAAUUUAUUGGAAUUCUAUUUAUAAGUGAUGGUCCAACAAGUGGUAUAUAAUGAAAUAACUAAUCCAAUAAGUAACAAUUCACCUGACGUAGCAUGAUUUUAUUGGUGAGAGCAAAAAACAAUUAAGAAGAAUUUAUUGUUGCGCGUAGUCAGAGAAAGGGAAGGCAGGUCCGAUUUGUCUUGAAAAGUAGUGGAAAAAACCUUAUCAGCUAAUUUGUAUAGUAAUUGAAUAGACCGUAGCAGCAAUAAAAUCUUGAGGUUCAUACAAAAUAUAUAUGCAAGCAAUCGUCACAAUAUUGUAGGUCACAUAAAGGUUUACAACUUUUAAUAUUAAUUAAUAAAUUUAAAUUGAAAUAAAUUAAAAAUGUGCGGUGCCGGAGAUGGAGUACAAAAAGGGACAAGAGCCUUAAUAUUGGUAGGGGGUUAUGGUACACGAUUGCGCCCAUUAACUUUAAGUACACCAAAGCCAUUAGUGGAGUUUGCGAAUAAGCCAAUUUUAUUGCAUCAGCUAGAAGCGCUUGUCAGCGCGGGUUGUAAACAAGUUAUAUUGGCAGUUUCUUAUCACGCUGAACAAAUGGAACAUGAACUGACAAAAGAAGCAGAAAAACUAGGUGUUGAAUUACUAUUUUCGCAUGAGACCGAACCACUGGGCACUGCUGGCCCACUAGCGUUAGCAAAGCAUUUACUUAAAGCUAGCAAUGAUCCAUUUUUUGUGCUUAACUCAGAUGUUAUAUGCGAUUUUCCAUUUAAACAACUUGAAAACUUUCAUCGACACCAUGGAAAAGAAGGUACAAUUGUUGUCACAAAAGUUGAAGAGCCUUCAAAGUAUGGUGUUGUACUGUACGAUGAUCAAGGUUGCAUAGAAAGUUUUAUAGAAAAACCGCAGGAAUUUGUAAGCAAUAAAAUUAAUGCUGGAAUCUACAUAUUUAAUCCUAGCAUAUUGGAUCGUAUUGAAAUUAAACCAACAUCUAUCGAGAAGGAAAUUUUUCCAGUAAUGGCUAAUGAAAAGCAGUUGUACGCUAUGGAUUUGACGGGAUUUUGGAUGGAUAUAGGACAACCGAAAGAUUUUUUGACCGGUAUGUGCUUGUACUUGACAUCAUUGCGUCAAAAACAAUCACCUCAACUGUAUACAGGCCCUGGAGUUGUUGGAAAUGUACUUGUUGAUCCUACUGCCAAAAUUGGUGAAGGUUGUCGAAUUGGUCCUAACGUAACAAUUGGUCCAAAUGCUGUUAUUGAAGACGGUGUUUGCAUUAAACGUUCGACUAUAUUAAAAGGUGCUAUAGUGAAAUCGCAUUCAUGGCUUGAUUCCUGUAUUGUGGGCUGGCGAUGCAUUGUCGGUCGUUGGGUACGCCUAGAAGGCAUAACUGUGUUGGGUGAGGAUGUUAUUGUUAAAGAUGAAAUAUACAUUAAUGGUGGACAAGUGUUGCCUCACAAAAGUAUCGCUGCCAGUGUUCCUGAGCCACAAAUCAUAAUGUAAAUUAGAUGAAAUUGUAACUAUAUAGAAAAUACUGAGGAAUAGUUUUGGUGAUAACAACAACAACAACAAUAAUAAUUUGUACUAUUUAUAUAUAUUUUUUACAACCAUAUAAUAUAAUUAUACUUUA